Molecule: messenger RNA, 1489 nt
Organism: Dermacentor albipictus
Lineage: Eukaryota; Metazoa; Arthropoda; Arachnida; Ixodida; Ixodidae
Product: cell adhesion molecule 3-like
Source: RefSeq, a predicted model, not a curated record
UAGCAACAUUGAAGUCCUGAGGUAUUACGAGAACUUCUGAAAAAACGAAGAGAAAUGAUUCACAGCUCAUACACCACCACUUGCGUAAUUUGACAGGUACUGCGAAGAUCGUCGUUACCGAGGGACAACGAGCGACGAUGCACUGUCCGUCAGCCAAAGACAAACACGUAGCGCUCAUACAGUGGUUCAAAGAGGACGACAAAGGACCCAUAUAUGAAUAUCAAGUACUGCCUCAUCUAGACUGGACGCACUUCGAGAACACUCACCGCAAGCUGCCCCAUCAGCAUCGCCCUCGCCCUGACUGGCAAGGCAGAGCGUUCUUUCGCGGUGGCCACGAAGACAGCCCGGCACUGACCGUGACGAAGCUCGGCCCGCGAGACCAAGGGACGUAUGUUUGCAAGACGACCUUCAAGGACGGGGCUUCCAGGACACUGGCAACUUCCUUGUUUGUCGUCGGGUCCACAAACCAGCCAACCAUUUUUGACGAGAAAGGACAGGAAGUCCACGGCAUUGCAGGACCUUACAUGGAGGGUGACUCCCUGAUCCUGACCUGCGAAGCCAAUAUGGAUUUUCGCUUGACGUGGUAUUGGAACUCGGCUGCCACAGCCGGCAAGUUUCUUCGGGAGGCCAACAGCGUGUUCUCGCAGUCGACGCUCACGCGGCACAACUUGUCCCGGAAGGACCGUGACACCUACGUUACAUGCGUUGCCACCAAUGCGCUGGGCGCCACAUUGAACAAUACCAUCAAGCUGAAUCUCUGGACGCCUGCUUCGGCAGUGCGUAUCCGGGCUCGGCCUUUCAAGAACGGCGUACCCGCCAGCGUAGAGUGCGAGGUGCUGGGUUCGAGACCUACUCCCCUCGUCACGUGGUACGUCGGCGGCGAAGGUCCUCUGGACGCGACGUUCACCCACGUGCAAGACGACGCCGAUGUUGCCACCAGUGUGCUGACGUUGACGCUGUUUGCCAAGGACCGUGGCAAGACGAUCAUGUGUGUCGUCGCUCACCCGGUGACGAAGGACCGGCUGAACGCCAGCUUCGUUGUGGACGUUCACUACAAGCCCUCGCUUCGACUGACUGUCAACGCCACGAGAAUUGAUUCUGGAGAGGACCUCUUCAUGGAAUGCGAAGUGGACGCCAACCCUCCGGCGAGGGAAGUGAGCUGGCAUCUCAGUGGCCGCCUCUUCAGUAUCAGCGAAGCGCCUGGCGUCCCGAACGCUUCGAUUUCAUUCACCAGGGCGCACCUGGAUCGCUCAGACUCGGGGAGCUACCAGUGCCGCGCAUGGAACAGUUGCGGCGCAUCAGUGAGCAACUUGGUUGCCGUCACUGUUACCGGAGCGGAUGGCUUGUCGACUCUACUCACGGCUGACUUUCAAGUGAUCGCACUCUCUGCUCUUGCAUCAAUAACAUCGCAAGUCAAGAGUUUUUGAUGCGAAUAAAUCACCAAACAAAGUCUAACUUUUUGGUUUUCAGAGGUUCAAGUUACGCCAUA